AUGCAGAAGCUAGGGUUUCAAAGCAUUAAGAGUUUGGAUCAGCUGAAAUCUCUAUCUGGAACCGCUAAGACCUUCGCGAUGUCUUCGCGUUCUUCUUCAGAUUCGAUUACAUCAGGAAGUUUCUCGAAUUUGAAGCUCACUGCAGAAAAAUUGGUCAAAGAGCAAGCUUCCGUGAAGACUGAUCUGGAAAUGGCGAACUCUAAACUUAAGAAAUCACUAGAGCGUAUCCAUGAAUUGGAGGAAAAGUUGCAGAAUGCUUUCAAUGAGAAUGCUAAGCUUAAAGUAAAGCAGAAAGAAGAUGAGAAGCUCUGGAAAGGACUGGAGUCUAAAUUCUCUUCAACCAAGACUUUGUGUGAUCAACUCACUGAAACUUUACAACACUUAGCUGGUCAGGUUCAGAAUGCUGAAAAAGACAAGGAAUUUUUCGAAGAAAAACUAUCUGCAAGCACGAAAGCUAUUGACAACUUGAAACAACAGAUGGAUGGGUUAUCUCUGAAAUUAGGCUCCGUAGAGGAACUCGUUAGAGAUCGCGAGAAGGAACUGAAGGAACUGAAUAUUGAGAGACAGGAAAAGGAUAAGCUUUACAGAGAUGAACAAUGCAGAAUAGCGAAUAUCAUAGAGGAUAAAGAUGCUGUGAUAAUGAAGUUUGAUGCAUCUAUAGCUGCCAAAAGACUGGAAAUAGAGAGUUUGAAUUCUAAAUUAGGAGAGUUGAACCUUGAGUUAAGGUCAAAGGAAGAUAAAACUAAACUUUUGAUAGUCACUCAGGAUAAGUUGGAAAAAGAGAAGAGUGAUCUUCAGAUGAGCAAUGAUGACUUAGAGAAAAAGUUAGUUAUGUCGCUGCAGGAAGUAAAAGAUCUUGAAGGCUUUGUUCAUGUGUCAGCUGGACAGUUAGCUGAAUUGGACAAACAAAGUUUGACUUUCAUGGAAAAAAUUUAUCAGCUGAACUCUCUUUAUGACUCUUGUCUUAAGUUGGUCCAACAGCAAAGUGACCUUGCUGCUAAGCAGGCUCAAGGGCAAUAUGACCAACUUCAUGAUAGGUUCUUGUGUAUAACAUCUGAAAAAGAUGCUUUACAGUUAGUGAACCAGGGGUUAGAUGAUAAGAUCAUUGAACUUCAGAAAUCCCACGACUCUGUUAUGGCGAAGCUUUCAGCAGAAUGCCAGUUAGCUAAAGAGAAAAUUCAGAUGUUGGAGACUGAAGCAGAAGCUCUGAUCUCAAAAAAGAUUGAAACAGACUUGUUGGUCUCCCAAAUGGAAAAGGAAAUCAACAUGUUGUCAGAAUGUUCCAGAUCAGCUGAGAAUAAAAUGCAAGAUUUAUUAUUGAAAAUUUCAUCAAUAGAAGCAGAGAACAAUGAUAAUACAGAUAACUUACAGGCAGAAAUACAGAAAAAAGAAGAAGUAAUAGUAAUUUUGCAAAAUGAGAGUAAGAAAUGUGAUCUGCAUGUAGAUUCUUUGGAGAAACAAGUUGGACAGCUUCAGAAUAUGUUGGAGGAUAAGGAACAGCUUUUACUGCAAUACAGGGAUGAAGAAAAGAAGCUGGAAGGUCAAAUUACAGAGAAGCAAGCUUUGCUCACUGCUGCUGAAAGUAAAUUAGCAGAAGCUAAGAAGCAAUACGAUCUUAUGCUAGAGAGCAAACAGUUGGAGUUAUCAAGGCACUUGAAAGAAAUAUCUCAAAGAAACGAUCAGGCAAUUAAUGACAUCCGGAGGAAGUACGAGGUGGAGAAGCAGGAGAUUGUUAAUAUGGAAAAAGAAAAGGCAGAUAAAGCUGUUGGAGAAAUGGAAAGAAAAUUUGACCAAAAACUUGCAGAAUGCAAAGAGGAGGCAAAGCUGCAGUUGGUGCAUAUUCAAGACGAACAUGCUGCUCUUGUCGUUAGAAUUCAGCUGGAGCAUGAUAGGAAGGAUAUGAAUCUCAAAGCUGAAUACAAUGAAGAUAUAAAGCGCACCCAACUUCAAGCUGAAAAUGAAUUGAGAGAGAAAACCAUGUCACUCAGGAAUGAACAUGAAGUUCAGAUGAAAGCUUUACGGUGUCAGCUUGAAGAUGAAUGCAGAAAGCUUCAAGAAGAGCUGGAUCUUCAGAAGUCCAGAGAAGACAGGCAGAGAGCUCUAUUGCAAUUGCAGUGGAAAGUGAUCAGUGAUAAACCACAAGAGGACCAAGAAGUGAAUUCAAAGAAGGAUUACUCCAUUUCAUCAAUCAAGAUGAGAGAUACUGGUGUUGAUCAAAGAAUAACUCGGCGUACUGCCUCACGAGCAGCCAAUGAAGAGAAGGAUUCGCCUUUCUUGGAUGGGACACAAACACCAGUGUCAAAAUUGUUAGAAAACGUAAACACCGGAAGCAUUAUGGGCAUGCCAAAGCAUCAUAAGAAGGUUACUCGUCAUGAAUAUGAAGUUGAAACUACUAAUGGAAGAACAAUCACUAAACGAAGAAAAAGUACCGUCAUGUUUGAGGAUCCAAGGAAACAUAAGAAGAGGAACACACCAAAAGCCCAUACCCCAAGAAGUAUUGUCAAGGGAAUCAAGGGAGGGGCUAAUCCACAUCCUUCGGGAAUCAAGGGAGGGGCUAAUCCACAUCCUUCAAACAUAGGCGAUUUGUUUUCAGAAGGGUCUCUAAAUCCAUAUGCGGAUGACCCCUAUGCAUUUGAUUAGAGCUUGCUGAUAGCGGACAUGCAGCUUCUCAAGAAUAUGCAUCUUAUGACUGCUUCCUGGGAUUGUUCUAAGCUUGCAAGAGGCUUUACGGUAUGCUGAUUUGCAGCCCACCAUUUGGUCAUUGCUGAACUUGGGCAUUAACCUCCUUUGUAAAUAAAGGAGCAUGGAUUGUGAGAAUAGAGCUUAAGCACCCAUUAAGAAAGUAGAAUAUAUCAUGACUGUAAAAAUAUUAGUCCAAUUGCUUCCGCAUUAUGAUUUCACAUCACUCUAUGGUAAAUGCUCGUUAUAGUCGUAGGGUUCGUUACCUCAUUUUUGAGACU
Messenger RNA from Pistacia vera, 2960 nucleotides. Its product is annotated as synaptonemal complex protein 1-like. Gene Ontology annotation, biological process: reciprocal meiotic recombination. NCBI's taxonomy places the organism in Eukaryota, Viridiplantae, Streptophyta, Magnoliopsida, Sapindales, Anacardiaceae. The record is from RefSeq and is a predicted model, not a curated record. The transcript has 19 exons. The coding region runs from base 1 to 2640 and encodes 879 amino acids.